AUGCCUCGUCUAACCAGAAAUAGUCGAGAAUCUGGACCCGUCUUUCCGGGCGUUGUUAGUUCGCAGCAGUCUAGCUCGGAAUCGCGUACAUCUAUUGGCGAUACAUCUAGCGCAUCUACGACCACAAACACCGUUGUUCAGUUGGGAACGAGUACGAUGCCAGCAUUGUCGACCGGGGAUAUUGUCACCAAUGUAGUCCAAGUAUUACAAGGUCAACUAACCAGCCUGGUACAGAAUGCCAUUGACGCCCAGCUAUCUUCGUCGGCAAGUGGUAGUUCAGGCGCAAAUUGCGAGGUAUCGUCGCAGGCACAACUCUCUACAGUCACAUCCCGUACAGCGUCCUUCGUGCAUAACCUUGCGACCAGUGCGGGGAAUUUUUCGACUUUGGGUUCAGCGCCAUUUCGAUCGUCGGCUACGAGUGAGGCAAGUACCGGUAUGCCACGUAUGGCGAGUUGUUUGGCGAAUUCAACAGGUAGGAUCAUUCCAAACUUUUUAAAUACGUUUACUGCUCCUAUCAGCUCAAGUGUGUGGUCUUCGGGAGGUGGUUAUAGUACCCCCGAGGUUGCCUUAGCGUCGCAACCUUCAGUUGUACCUUCGCUGCCGUCAGUAUUGGAUUUGGCUGGUUAUUCUAGCGCAGAACAAUUGUUACCCCAGUCUCUUCAUGGUCAUGGCCCUUCCCCGUUUAUCGUGGGUCCAGGUUACGCUCCCAUCUCGGCUAAAAUUGUUAAUGCCAUUGUGUCAGGGAAGUACAUUAAUCUUGGGGACCUACUCCCGGAAAAUGCGCUGGUUGUGGACGAUUUUAGCGAACCACAGUUAUUGUUAGACGGCCGUCUAGUGUUAACGGGUUCUGCGCGAAAGCCUCGGAAAGAAAUAACCGAUAUCUUGUCUUGGGUCGAAGCCUUCACAGUCUUCAGCGUGAUUGUCUGUUCGUACUUUCCGAACCGAUGGCGUGAUUUGUCAUCGUACAAGCUUUUAAUUUUGCGCACGUAUCGUCAGUUUGCUGGUUAUGCAUGGUGUGAUUACGAUAAAGCGUUUAGACAACACGCUGCUGCUACCAGGCUCUUGGACUGGUCGGAACUUAAUGUGCAGCUUUUUAAUUUCCACACGGCUGGUUCGGCCUAUAGAGGUCCCAACAGACUUACUACAGCGUCUAGUAGUUCUCGUUCCGAGCCUAAUGGUAAUCGUAACCAUGACUGUUCGGUCAAGUGUUUCUCGUGGAACAAGGGACGGUGCGUAGCACCUUCGGCAGUUUGUCGCUACAAACAUGCGUGUACGUUGUGUUCCGCUGCACAUCGUGAGAUCGAGUGCCCAUCAGUCUCUGCUGCUUCAAAUUCGCCAUUUUAUUCUGGCUCAAAUGGACCCGUUGGUGUCAACAAAAAGCGUCGGUUAUAAUUAUGCUUGACGUUGCUUGCAAUGAGUGUUUUUUUUUUGUUUUUUUUUGCAAUGUUUGACAGUAUUUGCGAGUGUGGUUUUGUUAAUGUUACUUUCCAAGACUAUAUAUUAAGUAGAUAUAUAUUAGAUAUAUAGAUAUUUAUGUAGAUGUAUGAACAGACUAAAUACUAGUCUAAACUCUAAAUGUCUGCAUAGGAAAUUGCUUGCGUUUAGGAAUUGUCUAUUUUCCGUUCUGGAAGAUAAGUAGGUUAUUACAGUUGAUAAUCCGUGAUGUUAACCUUCAGGUUGUCAAAGAUAGGAAAUACCUUAAAUAUCGGAAGGCUGUAUGAUAUAGAUAACCUUUUAGAAGGGGUUAUUAACACACCUCAGGCCAAUGUUCACUCAUAGUUAAUAAUAUUCACUUCACAUACAGUUUCGAUUGCUCUCACCUGUGUUGAGGCAAACCGUUUUCAUUAGUUGAGCAUGGUUAGCGCUGGCAAUUCUGUCGGCGAUUGCAUUCGGACGGAUGCGAAUGAGUAAACUAGCACAUGUCAUUCAUUCGAUUGCAUUUGCCAGGGGGGAGGGGGAGUCGCCGGUGGAAUUGCUAGUGUGAACCUGGCUUCUGUCAAUACAUAUUCCACGAUUGUUAUGUUGAAUGUUAUAAGCUGAAUCUUGGCCCCAGCCAGACUUUAGCCUUUUUUCCUUUUGCAUUGUUUGUAGCUGCCGAAUUUGAGGGCCACAAGUUAUUAGCUGUUAGCUAUUAUGUAUAUAUUACCCAUUUUGAAAUAAAGAUUGUACUUUUACUUUAACCCAUGAACGUGUCAUUUCUUCACCGUGCUAAUUAAUAGGCUCAAGCCGGUAAUACGGGUAUGGGAAGUAUUGUCGGCAGAUAUUAAAGUUAUGAUCAGAAUAAAGAUUUUUAGAUAAGUACAUUUCGAGUUACGUUCUUGGUAUUUGUGGCUUUUAAUCAUUCCGGAGGUUUAUCUCACGUGUUGCAGGCUGCAGGGCGUAAAUGCGUACCCCCCCCCCGUUUGUGUCUGGUGUCGCUUUUCUUUUGUUUGACAUGCAGUCCGAAUGUGCCUGUGACCAUGGGUAGAUAAUUAAACAUUGUUUGCAGUCUGCUAUCGCAUGCCUGGUUGCUUUGUGUUUUGUGCGUGAGAUGUGGCGCUUGUUUUUGUUUUUGUUGUUUUGGGGUGUGUUUGUUUUUUUUGGGGGGGGUGUCCCCAUCUGUUUUGCCCCAAGAAUGAUGAGGAUUGUUGUUGUUGUUAUUGUGCCCAUCAGGCUCUAGCACUACCAAGGUAUAUAUAUGCCCAGGGCGUUUUUUCUGGGCAGGCCUAUGUGUACGCGCUAUACUGCUGCCGCUUUCACGGUUUUAUUCGGUCCUUUGUUAUUAGGUUACAAUCGCUUGGGGGGGGGGGGCAUCUUACAUGGUUUUGAUCCUCUAACCGUUGUUUUUAGGCUAUCUUCAGCCGGUUUCGUUGGUAUCCCCUCUUAAAUUACGACAAUUCACUACUGAACUACAAUGUCAUCCUGACCGUUCUAAAGUGGACUAUGUACUUAAUGGCAUUGCACACGGUUUUAAUAUUGGAUGUUCUCCCCAGGUUCAGUUGACUGCGGCAAGUAAGAACAAAGCGUCAGCAUAUGAACACCCUGAAAUCGUCGAUGCGUAUUUGCAGAAUGAAGUUAGUUUGGGUCGCGUAGCUGGUCCGUUUGAGACACCUCCUUUGCCUGACUUACACAUAAGCAGCUUUGGUGUUAUUCCAAAGUCGGGUCAACCUGGUAAAUGGCGUUUAAUUCUAGAUUUGUCAUCUCCACACGGCUUCAGCGUUAACGAUAGUAUUGACCCGGAUCAAUUUUCCCUACAGUACAUCCAAUUUGACGAUGUCGUCGCAAUGGUGGCCAAACUUGGCAGGGGUGCUUUGAUGGCAAAGUUUGACGUUCAACGCAAUGUGGCUGUUCUACCCUUCCAACGCUACCUGCUUGGCAUGAAGUGGCGGGGAAAGUUUUAUGUGGACCUGGUAUUACCUUUUGGUUUACGUUCGGCACCGUUCUUUUUUAAUUCGAUAGCGGAUCUCGUAGAAUGGAUUCUGCGUAACAAUUACAUGAUACGGGACCUCUUGCAUUACCUCGACGAUUACAUAACCGCUGGCCCCCCUUGCCGUCCUGAUUGCGCACGGAAUUUAGUCGUCGCGUCCUCGGUGUGCCAGAGUUUAGGCCUACCAUUGCAUCCGGACAAAACCGUGGGUCCAACUACCUGCUUGAUCGUCCUGGGUAUUGAACUUGAUUCUGUGCUACAAAUCGCGCGUCUUCCCGCCACCAAAUUACUAGCUCUCAAGGGUCUUUUCACGGAAUGGAGCGCGAGGAAGUGGUGUACACGCGUACAAUUGGAGUCGCUGAUAGGCAAACUCCAUCAUGCUUGCCUCGUUGUUUGGCCCGGUCGUACGUUUCUCCGUCGGAUGAUUAAUUUGCUGUGCGCGUUUCGGAGCCGUGAUCAUCCAAUCCGACUUAAUGUCGAAUUCCGUUUAGAUCUCCAGUGGUGGAUCGAGUUUCUAGACGAUUGGAACGGGACAAGUUUCAUCCUGCUCCCAGGUCUCAUGCCCGUGGCGGACUUAUGUGUUACAUCCGAUGCUGCUGGCGCUAUCGGGUACGGUGCAUUAUAUCACCAACAAUGGUUCAGCCAUAAAUGGAUGCCCUCUCAAAUGCCAAUGUCGAUUGCCUACAAAGAGUUCUUUCCAGUCGUUAUUGCCGCUCAUCUCUGGGGUGAUCAGUGGGCCCACCGACGGGUUUGCUUCCGUUUGGACAACUCUUCCGUGGUCCACAUUUUAAAUGCGCGUACCUCCCGGGAUCCCCACAUUAUGGGUUUAGUACGUUCGCUCCUUAGUGUAGCUGCCCGGUUUAACUUCACUUUCCAAGCCCAGCACAUCCCUGGUCUAGCUAACCCCGUGGCUGACGCGCUGUCUCGUUUUCGUUGGCAGGUGUUCCGACAACUAGCUCCGGACUCCUCAGCAACGCCCACGCCUAUUCCAGAAGAGAUCCUACAGCGGCUGGCUCCCACCAAUUAGAGGCCCAGUGCCAACGUUACCUACAACAGGGUUUAGCGUCGUCAACCCAAAGGACCUAUUCGUCAGCUCAACGCGCCUUCUUACGUUUUUGUGAAGGAGCUAAUCUAAUGAACUCGCGUGGUUCUCCUUUGCCUGCUGAAGAAUGGACCCUUUGCCUGUUUGCGACAUGGCUGGCUGACGAUUUAAAAGCAGCGUCGAUUAAAGUGUAUUUGUCUGCCGUUCGAGCUCUUCACAUAGAACAGGGUUUUCCAGAUCCGUUGAGUGGUUGCUUACGUCUACAACGAGUUUUAAAGGGCAUUAAACGCUGUCAAGGUUCUUCUUCUGACAAGAGACUUCCAGUCACCCCAGCAAUCCUCCGUGCUAUCUACAGUCAUCUCGAUCUCUCACAGUAUGACGCCGUUAUGUUUUGGGCGGCCUGCUGUCUAGCCUAUUUCGGGUUCUUACGUUCAUCCGAAUUUACUGUCCCGAACGGUGCCACGUUCUCGCAAGCCUUACAUCUCUCCGUCCACGACAUCGCUGCUGACCAACGGGUGGCUCCUUCUAGGAUCCAAGUGAACAUUAAAGUGUCCAAAACUGAUCCUUUCCGUCAAGGUUGUAUCCUCACGUUGGGACAAGGCCGCUCCCCUUUGUGCCCGGUGGAAGCGAUGCUGAAUUUCCUGGAACUACGGGGCGGCUCGGCUGGUCCAUUGUUCGUUAGGUCAAAUGGUGUUCCUUUGACUAGGACCUAUUUAUCGGAACGGUUACGUCGGUUGCUAAGCGAUGCGGGAAUUCCUGGCAAUUUUAGCAGUCACAGUUUUCGCAUUGGUGCUGCAACGUCCGCCGCUUUGGCAGGUGUUCCCGAUCACCUGAUCCAAACAUUAGGACGGUGGUCCAGCUCCGCGUACUUGACAUACAUUCGGACACCACGUAGCUUGUUAUCCAAUUUAACGAAGAGUUUAUGUUAAAAAAUAAUAUAGAUUUUAUUCCCGUUGCAGUCAGUUGCGUGUAUUUCUG
Molecule: messenger RNA, 5426 nt
Organism: Paramuricea clavata
Lineage: Eukaryota; Metazoa; Cnidaria; Anthozoa; Malacalcyonacea; Plexauridae
Source: the annotation of a GenBank genome assembly